AUGUCGGCCCUCCAGCGAUUCCUCCUCGACCCAGCAAACCACGACCUGCUGGCCAUUCUCAAGGGUGCUAGAAAUGGGCUCGUAUACGGCUGCAAGAUCCGCUUCCCCCAUGCUCUGGUCAUGACCUUUCUCUUUUCCCACAAACCUCUCCCCGCCAAGAUUCGUGGCAUCUUCACGGCGACCAAGACCCACGCUCUCAACCUCUGCAAAUUCGUGACCAUCUACAAAACUCUCCUGCUCUUGCAAAAGAAGCUCAAUGGAGGCAAAGAAAGAAAUCUCGACACGCUUGUGGCCGGAGGUCUCGGAGGGUAUUGGAUCUUUGGUGAUAGGACGCCCAUCAACGAGCAAAUCGUCCUCUACGUGCUCGGCCGCAACAUACUCGCCCUGCUCCCACGUCUAUACUCUCAAUCAACACCUCCCGCUCACCCCUUCCAGCCCCUGUCUCACCCUCUCCCAUCUAUCACCUCUCCAGCGGGCAACCCUAAACCCAUCCCGCCGGCGCAGGUUCCGUUCACCAUCGUAGCGACGCUGAGUUGGGCGGUGGCGAUGUACAUGUUUAGACACCGUGGAGAGAGGAUGCAGCCGGGAUUGAGCAAUAGUAUGAGAUACUUGUACCGAGAUUCCGAGACUUGGACAAGUCUAAAGACGCUGCUCUGGCACAACAAAUAG
Messenger RNA from Cryptococcus wingfieldii CBS 7118, 669 nucleotides. Its product is annotated as peroxisomal membrane protein 4. Gene Ontology annotation, cellular component: peroxisomal membrane. NCBI's taxonomy places the organism in Eukaryota, Fungi, Basidiomycota, Tremellomycetes, Tremellales, Cryptococcaceae. Bases 1 to 669 code for a protein of 222 amino acids. The record is from RefSeq and is a predicted model, not a curated record. The transcript has 6 exons.